This is a messenger RNA of Myripristis murdjan (pinecone soldierfish), 2479 nucleotides long. RefSeq names its product nuclear factor of kappa light polypeptide gene enhancer in B-cells inhibitor, epsilon (gene nfkbie). Gene Ontology annotation, biological process: cellular response to tumor necrosis factor. Gene Ontology annotation, cellular component: cytosol. The transcript has 6 exons. The coding region runs from base 445 to 1503 and encodes 352 amino acids. Gene Ontology annotation, molecular function: NF-kappaB binding. The record is from RefSeq and is a predicted model, not a curated record. Lineage: Eukaryota; Metazoa; Chordata; Actinopteri; Holocentriformes; Holocentridae.
UUUCACAUGUCAGCUCUAUCUCUUUUCAUUGCUCACAUGCCCUCAGCUAUGCAAGGCCAACUCUGCCCGGAGCUCCUGCUGUUAUCGGAUAUUUAGACGAACGGGCGCAAAUAAGUUUCGUCCCCGUUGCGUUUGUGCGUACGGCGUGUGUUAUGAAGUUUUGGAAUGACUUUACCACAUUGUAAAACACUCUUAAGAAUCUAAAAAGACAGGAAAAAGAUAAAUCGAAAAGCCGAGGGCCUGUUAUUCUGAAGUUGUGUAUUCGUUUUGGAAGCGGUGGCAUGAAACGCAGCGGCGCAUUCCUCUGGUUUCACAAAGGAGCGGUGAUUUCCUCAGGUGUCACUCGGCUUUCCUCGCAGGACCUUUCACAUCAGCGCCGGGCAGCAGCAGAUAGCAGGCUCUAGAUCCGCAGAGGCGCGGGGGCAAGCCCAGCGAGAGGCCACCAUGGCGAGCGGCGAGUACAGGAAAGAGGAUUUGCUGGAGGAGAACCGCACGGACUCUGGGAUUGACUCGUACAGGUCCAUCCUGAAGGAGGACCCGUUCAUCAAGACGGCGCGGGAGCCCAGCUCCGACUCCAGCGGGCCGAGGGACAAGUUUUCCUCAGGAGAGGAGCGCCUGGACUCCGCGUACGGCUCCUCGUCCCUCACGGUGGAGAGCCUGACAGAAAUGGUGUCAGAGACCUUCAGCAUUUCCAACACCCAGGAACAAGCGCAAGGCACAGAACUCAGUGAGCAGGAGCAAGAGGAAAAUCUGCUCACAACCAUCACUGAAGAUGGAGACACAAUCCUGCAUUUAGCAAUCAUCCAUGAAGAUGAAUACUUUGCCCAACAGUUGAUACAGCUAUUUCCAAAAGACGUCCUGGACAUUCAAAACAACUUGUACCAGACACCUUUGCACUUGGCCACCUACCUGAACCUGCCUGGUGUGGUAGAAGGCCUUGUUGGGAAAGGGGCCAGCCUAGAACUGCAGGACCAGGAUGGGAACACAGCGCUCCAUGUGGCCUGCCAGCACGGCCAGACCGACUGCGCCACCAAAAUGACGCGAGACAUUUCCUCCAGCAAGCUGGCACCGGUACUGGAGACCCAGAACUGGAGAGGUCUUACCUGCCUUCACUUGGCUACACUGAACAGGCAACAUCAUCUCAUGAAGCUCCUGCUGAAAAAGGGAGCAGGUCUGAACAUCCAGGAAGGAACCAGUGGGAAGACGGCUCUUCAUCUAGCCGUCGAGCUACACGACAUCCAGUCCGUGAAUCUGCUGCUCAACAGGGGGGCCAACGUGGACGCCGGCAUGUUCAACGGCUGCACGCCGCUGCAUCUGGCCGUGGGAAGGCAGGACGCCACCAUCGCUAACCUCCUCUGCCAGUCUGGUGCUGACAAAAUGCUGCGAAACCUGGAGGACGAAACAGCACUGGAUCUAGCUGAUGGCAAUGAUGAUAUUCUGGCUCUGUUUCCAUUCGAUGACAUCCACAUCUCUGGGAGGUCGGUGGUGGGAGUGAAUUACUGAGUUGAAUCAGCUGUGGAACUAUGAAUUUGGAUCUAUUCUGGAACCUCACCUUUUUAAUGAAAGGCUUUAUAUCAGCUGAGGUGUUGGCAAUCUUAGUCUCUCCAUUUGUAGUACGUUUUGAUUUCCCAGUUAUUUAUCUGUUGUCUAACCCACUCUGCAAAAAUUUCUUCCCUUCCUGCAAAGAGGUACAAAACCAAAGGUGAUUCUGUCUAAUUGACUGUGGACACUGGACACAGACGAACAUCGCUGUUUCUAAGUUAUUCGCCAAGGCUUUUCGCUUGUUCUCUAAAGCCUCCAGAGGGGCAACAGUAACCGGCCCUUCACUAUGAGCUACCAAACCUUUUAUCAAACCUUUCAAUGGCCUUGGAAAUACUCUAGAAAUCUACCUCUUCAUCACAUUAGCUCAUUGGAUUUUGAUGGUCAAGAGUGGAACUUUCAACCUGUAAUGCUUUGCUAUUUCUCAAACUUUAACCGUGCUGUGAUUGCCUCUGUUUGAAGGUAAAAGCUUGGAUUUCUGGAGACAAUGUGUUAUUUUAUUUUAUUUUAUUUUUUUCAGCGUGGCCAAUAAGUGUCUAUUUGAGGGACAUGAUCGGGGUUAGGUAAAUAAAAGCAGACAAAAUGUAAUCUCUCAUGUAGAUACGUACAAAAAAAAAAAAAAAAACGGAGCUGAUCACAUCCCUGCUUUUUGUUAAAUAAUCUCACGGCUCAUGUAGAAAUCUAAUAUAUGUGACAAAUGUUACAGCUGCAGCUUUAUCCUUUGGUUUGUUGGUUUUUGCCGUUUCAUGCUGUGAAAUGUGUUGCUCUUCCAGCAUAAUUGCAUUAGGACUAGAGUGUCGAGCUGUAGCAGCUACAUGUUAACACAGUUCUGUAUUUAUCAGUGAAUCUGUUAUACUGGUGUGUAAUUACAUCGGCCUCUAGGAAAUAUAAGCAGGCUCAAGCUCAUUGUUUAUUUUGUAAUAAAACAAAUAAAUUAUCA